AUGGCUGCACUCCCGGAUCUGUCUCAUACGUCGCGUAUAGACCCUCUGUGGUUCGAGGACGGCAACGUCGUGUUAAUAGCUGGAGAACGCACAUGCCGUGUGCACCGUGGCAUCCUGUCCAGGUACUCAACAGUAUUUUCGGAUCUCUUCACAAUUCCUCAGCCGUCGGAUGCCCCCAUGCUCCACGGUGCCUCUAUCGUCACCUUAUCGGAUGACCCACAACACCUAGAGUAUACGCUCCGCGCUCUCUAUGACAUUGAUUAUCUUGACAAUCUUGCCUCCAUUUAUGAUAUAUGGUAUGACCAUGAAAUCUACCCAAUUCUGAUCGGAGUGGCAAGCCUAGCACACAAGUACAAUAUCCCACCGCUCCUCCGAAGGGCCGUCUCUCGGCUCAAGACAGCAUUUUCUUCCACGUUCGAGGAACUCAAGACUAGAUCGGGAUUCUACUGUUCCCGUACCGAGAACUUGGUGGACCCUAAACUUCAUCCCUCCACCAAACCGAUUAUCACCCUUGCUCGCCGCAUACACCCAUCCGAGCUUGACUCCGUGCUGCCAAUCGCCUUCUACAUGUACUCUCAGAGCGAUACCGAAUCUCUCCUUGAAGACGCUCUACGGUCCGGACAAGGCUCUGACGAGUGGGACGUUUCCGUGGAAGACAUUCGCUUCUUUCUCCCUGUGGCCACGAAUCUCAGUAGAGACUGCAUCACGAAGCAGAGCUGCUUGUCUACCUUGACUGAGCUCACACGCUCAGCAAACCGCUUGGAGUUGUGCACUUCGAGGAACCCGCUGCGGGAUAUGGAUGAAUGGUUUGACAGUAUGGAUGGCCUGUGCGACGAGUGCUUAGACCGUCUAAAGACCCGUCAUAGGAAAGAGCGGGUGAGAAUCUGGAGCAACCUUGGUCAUACGUUCAAGUUGGAUGAUCGGAGUGGUGAAAAUCGCCUGAGCCAGGGAUACACUUGA
Messenger RNA from Sparassis crispa, 960 nucleotides. RefSeq lists its product as hypothetical. Bases 1 to 960 code for a protein of 319 amino acids. The transcript is spliced from 3 exons. Lineage: Eukaryota; Fungi; Basidiomycota; Agaricomycetes; Polyporales; Sparassidaceae. The record is from RefSeq and is a predicted model, not a curated record. Gene Ontology annotation, molecular function: protein binding.